Molecule: messenger RNA, 507 nt
Organism: Batrachochytrium dendrobatidis JAM81
Lineage: Eukaryota; Fungi; Chytridiomycota; Chytridiomycetes; Rhizophydiales
Exons: 2
Coding region: 1-507 (168 amino acids)
Source: RefSeq, a predicted model, not a curated record
AUGGGAAACCUCCAUCAUUCUAUUCGGUUGGAUGAAGACAGACAGCCGGUGGGAAUCAAGUUCAAGAGAGAGGAUUUUGAACAAGAAUGGAUCGAUGAAGGAAAGGUGACUGCUAAAGAAGAAAUUGGCUCAACAUCUCUUCCGCUGGAAGCUAUCAAGGCUGUUGGAGAAUCACUGAUUUUGCAUUUUGGCGAUUACCGACGACUGUACAGAAACUGUCAGACAUUUGCGGACAUUUUUGUGCAAAUUGUUUGUGACGUCGACCACAAAGCAUUCUCUUCACCAUCUAUCCAGAGUGUUAUUGCCACUACUCUUUUGGCUUUUCCCCUGACUACAGUCGGCGGCUCCAUUAUGCACAUCAAGCAAAAAAACUUCAUCAAGAAAGUCAUCAAGAAAACAAAAAAGGCAAUUUCUUGGGAAGAUAUUGUUGAUGCUGAAAUUAAUGAUGAGAUCAACAAAAUUGAGCUGGGCAUUGUUGGAUCAAAAACUAGUUGUUCCCUUAUAUAA